GCUUGCGUGCAUUGUAUCUCAACAAUUAAUUAGCAUUGGUAUACAGUUCAUACACACUAUUCCAAUUUCCAAAUUUGAAUUCACACUAGCCUAUAACUAUUCUAGCUGUACAUAGAUACAUAUCUUAUGUUACCUUAUAUAUAUAUCCAUAUCCAUCCACACCGUAUUCUUGACUAGUUUUCAGUGCAUAGAGACACCAGCACUUCUUGUUUUCUCUAUUCUUUUACGGAUGGGAAUCGACGGAGGAGCACGCCGGAGAGGAUGCGCGCCACGGAGGGAAGAUUUCUUCCCGGAGGAGUCGUUUAGAAGCUUCGGGAGCUACAGCAAGGCGUUCAAGGAGACGCCGUGGAGGUUGAAGGAUCGGGUUCUGACCCGAUCCAAUGACAAUACGGAGCUUGUGGAAGUGAAGGCUCGGAGCAGCCACGAGAUGAAGAAGACGCUCAAUUGGUGGGACCUAAUCUGGUUCGGGAUCGGCGCCGUCAUCGGCUCCGGAAUUUUCGUUCUCACUGGUCUUGAAGCCCGUGACGACGCUGGACCCGCCGUUGUGCUGUCUUACGUCGUCUCCGGCAUCUCUGCCUUGCUCUCUGUUUUCUGUUACACCGAGUUCGCCGUCGAAAUACCCGUCGCAGGUGGAUCAUUUGCCUACUUAAGAGUAGAGCUAGGAGACUUUGUGGCCUUUAUAGGAGCCGGAAACAUCCUCCUUGAGUAUGUAAUAGGCGGCGCCGCCGUAGCGCGGUCAUGGACAUCAUAUUUUGCCACCCUGUGUAACAAAAAACCUGAUGACUUCCGUAUAAUAGUCCACAAAAUGAACCCUGAUUAUGGCCAUCUUGACCCUAUAGCGGUUGGAAUCCUCAUAAUCAUCACCAUCCUUGCAGUGUACAGCACCAAAGGCUCUUCCAUCUUCAACUACAUCGCCUCACUCUUCCACAUGGUCGUCAUUGUCUUCAUCAUAAUCGCCGGCCUCAUCAAUGCCAAAACUGAAAACUACACUGACUUUGUUCCUUAUGGUGUCCGUGGUGUGUUCAAAGCUUCAGCAGUUCUUUUCUUUGCAUAUGUAGGAUUUGAUGCAGUGUCAACCAUGGCUGAAGAAACUAAGAACCCUGCCAAGGACAUUCCCAUUGGCCUUGUAGGCUCAAUGGUGCUUACCACAACACUUUAUUGCUUAUUAGCAGUUACACUAUGCCUUAUGCAACCUUACAAGACCAUUGACCCAGAUGCACCGUUUUCGGUUGCUUUUUCUGCUGUUGGAUGGGAUUGGGCUAAGUAUAUUGUUGCAUUGGGUGCAUUGAAGGGAAUGACGACAGUGUUAUUGGUAAGUGCAGUUGGUCAAGCUCGUUACCUUACUCACAUUGCACGUACCCACAUGAUGCCUCCUUGGUUUGCUCAUGUUCAUGAGAAAACAGGGACACCAGUGAAUGCCACAGUAACAAUGCUUGCAGCUACAGCUAUUAUUGCUUUCUUCACAAACCUUGGAAUCCUCGCCAACCUUCUAUCAAUUUCUACCCUCUUUAUAUUCAUGCUUGUGGCACUAGGGAUUCUUGUGAGGAGAUACUAUUCAAGUGGGGUUACCACAAAACAGAACCAGAUCAAGCUCAUCGUGUGUCUUGUUAUCAUUCUUGGUUCUUCAUGUGGAAUUGCAGCUUACUGGGCCAGCAGUGAUGGUUGGAUCGGGUAUGUCAUAGCUGGACCAUUGUGGCUUAUAGGGACCGGAGGACUUUGGCUUGGUGUUCCACAGGCAAAGCAGCCAAAACUCUGGGGAGUGCCUUUGGUUCCAUGGCUACCUUCUCUGUCCAUUGCCAUUAACAUAUUCCUUCUUGGCUCUAUUGAUAAGCAAUCGUUUAUAAGGUUUUUGGCUUGGACAGGGUUUCUCUUGGUAUACUAUGUUUUUGUGGGGUUGCAUGCUUCUUAUGACACUGCAAAACAAUUUGAAACCCAAAAGGGAACCAAGGAGGCUGAGGCACAUUGGAACAAGGUUGAAGAGGGAGUGGAUGGAAAAGUGUCUCAUACACCAUCCACUUCCUAGUUGAAUGAUUCUCAAUGUGUUUAUGAAUUUGUAAGCUAAAUUCUCUGUAUAUGUCGCAUAAAGAUUAGGUAGUCAUCUUCUACUGCGCUCUGGCUUAAACCAUAGCUUUUCCCUCUCAAUAAAGGGGAAAUAACUUCACCAUGUGUAGUACCUUUUUAUAUUAAUUAUGUUUGGAUUUUAUAAA
Arachis stenosperma is the source of this 2207-nucleotide messenger RNA. RefSeq names its product cationic amino acid transporter 1. The coding region runs from base 230 to 2023 and encodes 597 amino acids. NCBI's taxonomy places the organism in Eukaryota, Viridiplantae, Streptophyta, Magnoliopsida, Fabales, Fabaceae. Gene Ontology annotation, biological process: amino acid transport; transmembrane transport. The transcript is spliced from 3 exons. The record is from RefSeq and is a predicted model, not a curated record. Gene Ontology annotation, cellular component: plasma membrane. Gene Ontology annotation, molecular function: L-glutamate transmembrane transporter activity; L-lysine transmembrane transporter activity.